GUGACCAUAUGACCGGUCGGUGACGUGGAGACUACAGCUCGGAAGAUGAAGCCGCGGGGGGCGAGCGUCAUGCACGCCUUCACUGCGCUUACUAUGCUGACCAUGGCCAAUGCCCAAACCACAUGUAACCAAGGCAUGGGACGUGUUAUGUAUGAGCGGUUACCUAAUCAACAGCUACACGGCUUUGAUGACGACGUCGUACGUGAAACAGCGCCACCAUUUCGAGUUUUGGAAAAAUGCCAAGACUUGUGUUUAAGAGACCGAUCAGUCAACAGUUUAGUUCGGACAUGUAACUCUAUAGACUUCCAACCAGGAGCUCGAAUAGCGGCUUUCAGCCCUGAGCCAGAGUAUGAAGAAUCCACUUGUUUCCUGACAAGAGAACAGGCCAUGCCUGAAGGAAUUGGUUCGCUUAUGAUUGUACCUAAUAGCGUGCAUUUCAAUGAGAUUUGUCUUACCUCAAAUCGUCCAGAACGCGAAUGUCCGUCUCGUAGAUACGUCUUCGAACGUCAUGCACGUAAACGCUUGAAACUGCCACCUUCAGAUCUCAAAGAAAUCAUGGUGGCGAACCGAACGGAAUGCGAGGACAAAUGCUUACAGGAAUUUAGCUUUGUGUGUCGAUCUGCUACAUAUGACUCUGCAUUGAGGACUUGUUCCCUAAGUAGGUUUACGAGAAGGACUCAUCCUGAAUUGUUAGAAGACGAUCAUAAUGCUGACUAUUUGGAAAAUACGUGUCUCAACGCUGAACGAAGGUGUGACGGCUUGGCGGUGUUUAUCAAAGAAGAAAAUAAGCGCCUUGGAGGACCGUUUGAGGCUGAUGUAUUUUCAAACAUGACUCUUGAAGAAUGUCAAUCUAUGUGUGUUCGUGCUGAAAAGUAUUUCUGUCGAUCCAUAGAACAUGAUACUAUGACAAAACAGUGUGUUCUCUCGGAAGAAGAUUCCGUGUCACAGAAAGACGAUGUGACUGUGAGCGCGUCACCUACACAUCAUUUCUACGACCUUGUUUGUUUGGACAAUCUUUCUCAUCGGGCAGCUCGUGGCACGGAGUACCCGGAUAAUAGCGUGACGUCACAUCUGUUCUCCCCCGGGAGGAGACCUGACACCGCCUUCCAGAGGUACAGGAACAGCAGGAUCACGGGCGAGUUCCACUCGGAGAUCACUGGCCGCUCGCUCAGUGAGUGUUUGGAUGAAUGCUUGAGGCAGACCAGCUUUCAGUGCAGAUCGGCGGUGUACAGUGACCGCGCUAGGACUUGCCGACUCAGCAGAUACAACCAGAAGGAUGGCAUGAGGCUCCUCUAUGACCCCGACUUCGAUUACUACGAGAAUUUGAUGCAUCAGAUGGUGAGUGGCGAGGGCGAGGCAGGCGCUGGGAGCGGCUCGCAGGACCGCCCUUGGGCCAGGCCCACUACCACAGGUGGUAGCGGAGAUCGCGACCGUGACCGCGACCGCGACCGCGACCGCUACCCUCCCGGCACCGACCGCGACCGGUACCCCGAUGACGACCGGUACGACGACGACCGGUUCGGCAGACCCGAUCGGUACCCCGCCGGCCCUGAUCCCUACGACCGAUACCCCUCUGACAGAUACCCCGAUGAUCGCUACCCGGCGGGCGUAGCGCCCGACCGCUAUCCAGCAUACUCCCCCGCCGAUAGAUAUCCCCCUGGAAUAGACCGCUAUCCCCCACCCAUAGAUAGAUAUCCUCCCGGUGUUCCGUACCCGACUAACAACAGAUUCCCUGGAGACAGAGAUCGAUAUCCUUUAGAUAGCGGACGCUAUCCUGUCUACGAUUACCCUUCAAACGAUAUCGGAAGAUAUCCUGCAAAUGAUCGCUACCCAAUUAGUAGAUACCCUAUAGAUGUAUAUCCCGAAAGAUACCCUGAAAGAUUCCCUGUCCGCGGCGGCGGGAGGUACCCUGCGAGGCCUUUGUACCCCAGCCGAUAUCCUGACAGAUACGAUCAGGACCGUUACUCCGGGUCCAGUGAUUGGGGUCGGUACCCGUUCAGCCGGUACCCUGUGGGCGUGAACAGAGAUCCGGUACCGCUCGGAGGGGACCGGUAUCCCGAUUUGUAUGACAAAUAUCCACCAACUGGAUCGUCAUUCCCUGGUUAUGGUAGAGGUGGAUAUUAUGGCUCUGACUACCCUCCGUCAGACCGUUAUCCCGUCCCAGAUAGAGGCAUUCGCCCUACACCAGACAGAUUUCCAGCAGAACCCCGACCAAGCUUUGGUAUCAGAAGACCUAUUGAGAGACCAGGUGGUUACCGUGGCAGUUAUCCCCCAGCUGGUGGUUUAGGUGGCGGAUAUGGUGGCUAUGAUCAAGAUGGCCCGAUUGGUCCUGGUGCGCCAGUCGGUGGUCCUAUUGGCCCUGUAGGUGUUCCUAUUGGUCCUCUGGGAGCUCCAAUAGGAGGCCCCCUAGGAGGUCCUUUGGGAGGACCAGUAGGUCGACCUCCCGUAGGUCAUAGACCUUGGCAAGGAUCGCGGUGCGAGGAAGAUAGUUUCCGACAAGUUGGCAGACAACGCAUGCAAAGGCGAUUUGUGCGGCGAUUCACAACAGCACUAUCCUUAGCUCACUGCCAACGGGAAUGUAUUGAAGCCCGUGACUUCAUCUGUAGAUCAUUUAACUUCAGGGAAUCUCCAUAUGGAGGAGAGCCAAGAGACAACUGCGAACUUAGUGACCGGGACACUCGGGAGCUGGAUGCAGCAAAUCCUGCACAUUUUGACAACACUGCCAACGAUUAUGACUUCUAUGAACGAGCUCUCGGCCGCAUUGCCGAUGAUUGCUUAGACGUAUCUCAAGUGUGCAAUGAAGACGGCAUGGAGUUCACUCUCCGAUUGCCAGAAGGGUUCUACGGUCGCAUGUACACGUAUGGUUUCUACGACCGCUGCUUCUUCCGAGGUAACGGCGGGGUUAACAAUGUGCUGCGGAUCACUGGGGCACAUGGCUAUCCGGAAUGUGGCACACAACGUUACGGAGACACAAUGACCAACAUUGUGGUAGUACAGUUCAGCGACAACGUCCAAACUUCGAGAGACAAACGCUUCAACUUGACUUGCCUCUUCAGAGGCCCAGCGGAGGCCGUCGUCACUUCCAACUACAUAGGAGCAGGGUUGGGUUUUGAUUCAAUCGACAGAUCCGGCAGCCCUAUCCCAAUCGAAUACCUACCCGAGGAGAGUUCAUUGAACUCGAAGGUUCGGCUGAUGAUCCUGUACCAGGGGAGACCGACCACCACCAUUGCUGUGGGAGACCCUUUGACCUUCAGGCUGGAAGCCCAGGACGGAUACAACUACGCGACAGACAUCUUUGCUACUAAUGUCAUAGCAAGAGAUCCAUAUUCAGGAAGAUCUGUGCAGUUGAUUGAUCGAGUAGGAUGCCCAGUUGAUCCUGAUGUCUUCCCGGAGUUGGAUAAGGGCCGCAACGGCGACUCCCUGGAAGCUAGGUUCAACGCCUUCAAGAUCCCGGAGUCCAACUUCCUCGUAUUUGAAGCUACGGUGCGGACCUGUCGGGAUGGUUGUCAACCGGCAUAUUGUCCCAGCCACACAGGCCGGUCUGAGCCUUCCUUCGGGCGUCGCAGAAGAGAUGUCAACUCAACCGCGCCUGCUGAAACUAACACGACAGUUGAAGUACAAACCAAUGACAGCAACAAAACUGACAAAGCUGGAGACAAGGAUGAUGGUGCUGUGUACAAGGUCUCAUAUGAAACGGCGGACGUUGAUAAGUAUCUGAAGGAAGAAGUAGAAACUCCAAGUCAUGUUCGGAAGAUGAUAGAGGUAUUCGACAACCGCAACGAGCUCAUAGAGGAGAACGGGCCCGCAGACUCCGCCCCGGUCGUAGCAGCCGCAGGGGUUUGCGUGUCCCCAUACCAUUACCGCGCGCUGCUGGUCGCUCUGUGUGUCCUGUUGUCCUUACUGCUGGCUAUGUUGACGGCCGCUCUGUACAUUUACAAACGUUACUGGCGAGUGCUCCGUAAGAACAUCCAGGCGUCGAGUCCAGCACCGGCGCUACGGCCCGUUACCCCAGGGCCAAGACCCACUAGACCUUCGCUGUUCUCCGCCUCCCAUCUGCACAAACCUUUCUCCCUAAGUGGCUUAGGCCGAACAUUCGCGGAAGUAGGUGAGGAGGCAGGAUCGGCAGGGCGCCUGGCGAACGCAUUCGACGACGGGAGCGAGCCAAUAUACACUGAUCCCUCUCUCUUCGAGCGUUCCAGGUCGCUCAGGUCUCUACAUUCAUUGGACAUGAAACCCGAAAGACGCGACCACCGCUCGUAGAUUAACCCUAAUUUUAUAACUUUAUGCAAAUUAAAUUAAAAAAUACAACUCUAUGCAAUUAAUUAUUAACUGCCAUAAUCUUGCUCAGAUCUUCCGUCCAUAGAUUUAAAAAUAGUGUUUUGUACUUCAAAUUAUAUAUAUUUAAUUUUUAAAGUAUUACUAAUAAAGAUUUACAGUGAU
Molecule: messenger RNA, 4440 nt
Organism: Plodia interpunctella (Indianmeal moth)
Lineage: Eukaryota; Metazoa; Arthropoda; Insecta; Lepidoptera; Pyralidae
Gene: nompA
Product: no mechanoreceptor potential A
Exons: 22
Coding region: 46-4260 (1404 amino acids)
Source: RefSeq, a predicted model, not a curated record